UCCGCGCGGGAUCUGCGUGGCUGCUGGCAGCUCCACGCAUUCACCGGCUGGUUCAUUCAGGGACACACGCAUGUCUCCUCCGCAUCCCGGGAUUGGAAGGAUGGCUCUGCAAUAGCUUGCCAAGGGGAUGUUUUGCUCUAGCAGUCUGCUGAAGAGAGUAGUGAGCACUUCUUCCAGGGACUAUGAAUCCGUUAAAUACAGAUCCCACGUCAACCCCCUCCGCGUCUGUUGAUCCGAGAUCCUCCGCCACCGUCGCCACGCCGCCACAGAGGCCCGGAGAACCAUGGGAAGUGUGAGCAGCCUGAUAUCGGGUCACAGCCUCCACAGCAAACACUGCCGCGCCUCCGAACACAGGCCAAAGAAGGCCCCGUCGUCCAAGAAGUCGGGCCGCAGCCUGGACGGCCUGCUGAGAUAUGGCUUCUCUCAGGACCCCGCCCACAACGAAGCCAAAGCCGCCUUCCAGUCGGGCAAGAGCGACGACUUCUUUUACAUCAAGGUAAGCCAAAAGCCAAGGGCGGGCCACCGCAGGAGCACCACGGAGGAGGACCAACCAGAGGGACUGGCUGUCAUGGAAACGGGCAGGCGCACGCCGCCAAAACUCGUGCCCAUGUCUGGAAAGCUGGAGAAGGGCAUCGAGAAGGGUCUGGUGCGGCCGACAGCUUUCAAGCCCGUCAUUCCCAGGAGCAGCACUUACUCAGACAGCCAUAACCCCCUGAGCCAGAUCAAUGGCAAAAGACUGAGCCCCUCCGACAGGGCCAAGGACCAGCUGGAGCGGAAGCCGGACGCUAGCUCUGGGACUCUGUCAGAUUCGGGCCGCAACUCCAUGUCCAGCCUGCCCACCCACAGCACCAGCGGCAGCAGCCAGACGGACAACCUCAGCGGCUCCACGGGCCUGCUGAUCCGCUGCGGGGGCUCCGCGCACGGCGUGGGCCUCCCCCAGCACCUCGGUGUCGGACUGUCCGGGCCUGGGGGGGGCGCCACCAAGGCCCCCGGCCCCUCGCCCGAGCAGCACGACCCCCUCUCGGAGAUCGCCUGGGGCUGCGUGCGCACCCCCAUCUCCAUGGACGAGUCCCUCAUCCAGCAGCUGGAGCAGAGGCUCCUGGAGAGGGAGACGGAGCUCCAGGAACUGCAGGUCAGCUUCGAGGAGAAGGAGACCGACACCUGCCAGCUCUUCCAGGAGAAGCAGAAGUACUGCGCCGAGGAGAUGGAGGGCCUCAAGCAGAGGUGCUCCACCAAACUGCGCCAGGUUUCCCAGAGGGGCGUCCGGGCGCAGCAGCUCCUCCAGCAGCAGGUCCUCCAGCUCCAGGAGGAGAAGAAGCAGCUGGAGGAGGACAUGACCCAACUGUCUCAGGAGAAGGACCUGAUGGAGGUCAAGCUCAGGUCCUACGAGACCAAGCAGACCCAACUGGUCCCAACGCUGGAGGAAACUCAAUGGGAAGUCUGCCAGAAAUCUGGAGAGAUCUCCCUGUUGAAGCAGCAGCUGAAAGACUCUCAGGCCGACGUGACUCACAAGCUGAACGAGAUUGUGAGCCUGAAAGGGGCGCUCAAGGAGACAAAGAGCGCGAUGGAGGCGCUGGAGCAAAAAAACAAGGAGCAAGAGGAGGCCGUCCGCUCACGGAUCGUGGAGGUGGAGGUGUGCGAAAACGAGCUCCAGAGGAAGAAGAACGAGGCCGACCUGCUCAGGGAGAAAGUGAGCCGGCUGGAGACGGACGUCAGGGCCAUGAAGCAGGACCUGGCCCUGGCCAAGGAGCAACAGCGGAGCAGCAGGGAGGCUGCCAGAGGGGGCCAGGGCAGGGUUAAAGGUCAGCCGGAGGGCGGGGCCGAGGAGGACGGGGAGGCCCUGCUGAGGGAGGUGGACAGGCUGAGGCGGGAGCUCAGGGAGGAGAGGCAGAGGAAGGAGAAGAUGGCCAGCAGCUUCCAGCAGGAGCGUCAGACGUGGAACAGGGAGAAGGACAAGGUCAUCAAGUACCAGAAGCAGCUCCAGUACAACUACCUGCAGAUGCACAGGAAGAACAAGGACCUGGAGAAGAUCCUGCGGGAGCUGACCGCGGAGAUGGAGAGCCGGACGGAGCUGGACGCGGACGUCCAAAGCGCGGACAUUCACUACGAGGAGAUCAUCGCCACGCAGAUCUGAGCCCCCUGGGGCUAAGGCAACGCUGGAUUAAGAAAGACCGAUGAUGCGACUCACACGCCGGCAAUAACGAAGGCCUCUUCCAAAGCGGGCUGCUUCAACUUGAAGCAUUACUUCUGCAUGUUUCAAACGACCUCCUCGAGACUUCCUCAAAUACUUACUGUGGUUAACCAACACCACAUUUGUUUAGGUACCAAACUACUGGAUGUACAUUUCAUUUUGUUUGAACUGCUAACGAUUAUUUAUUUUGAUAACGAAAACGAUGUUAAUUCAUGUCCAUGGAGAUUUGUAUACAAAAAUGAAAAAAGCAAAAAAAAAAAAAAAGUAUUCACUUACUAGUGAUGUCACAUUUUUUCCCCACUUCUACAGAAAAAAUUGAUUUGCACAGAGUAUCAGUGCACACAACUGUACGAGGGCACAGUACUCUAAACAAAUAAUACCUUACUGGUAUCAAUUGCCCCAAGAUUUAAACUGCACAAGGUUUAUGUACUGAGUAGGCGUAACUGCGGGUGCAAUCUACUGUCACUGAAUAGGCUCAUUCAAAGCUCUCUCCUGAUCAUUUAAAUGUCAUAUAUACUGUACACCUCAGUGCAGGUGAUUAGGUAUUCAUGUGAUUUUUUAUGUGGAAAACUGUCGUUUAUUAAUAUUCAAUGCAAUGCAAAAUCGAACACUUUCAUUUUAGUGAAAGCCAGAGCACACUGUAUCAGCUGAACAGAAUGUAUGUUUUUGCAGCAUAUUAUUAAGGCUUACAUUUUGCAGACAACCAAAUUAUUUUU
Molecule: messenger RNA, 2907 nt
Organism: Anguilla anguilla (European eel)
Lineage: Eukaryota; Metazoa; Chordata; Actinopteri; Anguilliformes; Anguillidae
Gene: lzts1
Product: leucine zipper, putative tumor suppressor 1
Exons: 5
Coding region: 284-2134 (616 amino acids)
Biological process (GO): regulation of dendrite morphogenesis; regulation of synaptic plasticity
Cellular component (GO): dendritic spine
Source: RefSeq, a predicted model, not a curated record